Panicum virgatum (switchgrass) is the source of this 2329-nucleotide messenger RNA. RefSeq lists its product as uncharacterized. Gene Ontology annotation, molecular function: hydrolase activity, hydrolyzing O-glycosyl compounds. The record is from RefSeq and is a predicted model, not a curated record. Bases 52 to 2136 code for a protein of 694 amino acids. The transcript is spliced from 4 exons. Gene Ontology annotation, cellular component: plasma membrane. Gene Ontology annotation, biological process: carbohydrate metabolic process. Lineage: Eukaryota; Viridiplantae; Streptophyta; Magnoliopsida; Poales; Poaceae.
CGCACAUCGGUUGUUCGAUCGAGUGCCCAGCAAAGGGUGUACGUCGCGACAAUGGCGAGGCAACAGGCUGCUUCUUCCAUGCUUGCAGUUGCUCUCAUCGUUGCCUCCAUUCCUACAGCCGUGGACUCCAUCGGCGUCUGCUACGGCGUCGUGGGCAACAACCUCCCGUCCAGGAGCGACGUCGUGCAGCUCUACAGGUCCAGGGGCAUCACCGGCAUGCGCAUCUACUUCCCCGACAGGCAGGCCCUCGACGCCCUCCGCGGCUCCGGCAUCGCCCUCAUCCUCGACACCGGCAACGAUGACGACGUCCUCGCCCGGCUCGCCUCCAGCGCCUCCACCGCCGCGUCGUGGGUCCAGACCAACGUGCGCCCCUACUACCCGGCCGUCAACAUGAAGUACAUCGCCGUCGGCAACGAGGUCCAGGGCGCCGCCGCGCAGGCGAGGAUCCUCCCGGCGAUGCGGAACCUCGACGCCGCCCUGGCCGCGGCGGGGCUCGGCGGCAGCAUCAAGGUCUCCACGUCGGUGCGCUUCGACGCCGUCGCCAGCUCGUUCCCGCCGUCCAGCGGCGUGUUCGCGCAGGGGUACAUGGCCGACGUCGCGCGGUACCUGGCGGGCACCGGCGCGCCGCUGUUGGCCAACGUGUACCCCUACUUCGCGUACCGGGGCAACCCGCGCGACAUCAGCCUGGGCUACGCGACGUUCCGGCCGGGCUCGACGACGGUGAGGGACGGCGGCAACGGGCUGACCUACACCAACCUGUUCGACGCCAUGGUGGACGCGGUGGUGGCGGCGCUGGAGAAGGCCGGCGCGCCGAACGUGAGGGUGGUGGUGUCGGAGAGCGGGUGGCCGUCGGCCGGCGGGUUCGCGGCGAGCGUGGACAACGCGCGGAGCUACAACCAGGGGCUGAUCGACCACGUCGGGCGUGGGACGCCCAAGAGGCCCGGGGCGGCGCUGGAGACCUUCAUCUUCGCCAUGUUCAACGAGAACCAGAAGGGCGGGGACCCCACGGAGAGGAACUUCGGGCUCUUCUACCCCAACAAGCAGCCCGUGUACCCGAUCCGCUUCAUAGAAGUCUGGGCAGUCAUCGUCUUGGGAGAGAGGUCAAUGGCAGCAGCAGCUGCAGCUGCUGCUGCUCCCCCAUUCUUCUCCGGCUUCGACAUGGCGCUGCUCCUCGGAGUCUUGGCUGCUAUCCUUGCAAGGGCGGCGUCCGUUGGCGUGUGCUACGGCACGAGCGGCGACAACCUGCCGCCGGCGAGCACCGUGGUGGGCAUGCUCCGCGAGAACGGCUUCACCGUGGUGCGCCUCUACUGGCCGGACCCGGCCGCGCUCGCGGCGCUCGCCGGCACAGGCAUCAAGGUGGUCGUCGGCGCGCCGAACGACGUUCUGCCGGCGCUGGCCACCAGCGAGUCCGCGGCGGCGGCCUGGGUCCGGCAGAACAUCCAGGCCCACCCGCUGGUGACCUUCCGGUACGUCGUGGUCGGGAACGAGGUCCCCGCCGGCGAGACGGCGCACCUGGUGCCCGCCAUGGAGAACGUCCACGCGGCGCUGGCGGCGGCGGGGCUGGGGCACGUGAAGGUGACGACGGCCAUCUCGCAGGGCACCAUCGCCGUGCACCUCCCGCCGUCGGCCGGCGAGUUCACGGCGGAGGCGCUCUCGUUCAUGGGCUACGUGGUGGCCUUCCUGGAGCGGACCCGCGCGCCGCUCCUGGCCAACCUGUACCCGUACUUCGUCUACACCAAUACGCUGGGCAUGGACAUGAGCUUCGCGCUGUUCACGUCGCCGGGGACGGUGGUGCAGGACGGCGAUUACGGGUACCAGAACCUGUUCGACGCGACGGUGGACGCGCUGCACACGGCGGUGGCGAAGCUCGGGGGCGGCAGGGUGCGGGUGGUGGUGUCGGAGACCGGGUGGCCAACGGCCGGCGGCGCGGCGGCGUCAGUGGAGAACGCCAUGACGUACAACCAGAACCUGGUGCGGCACGUGCGGCAGGGCACGCCGCGGCGGCCGACGAGGAGGGUGGAGGCCUACGUGUUCGCCAUGUUCAACGAGGACCUCAAGGAGGCCGGCGUGGAGCAGAACUGGGGGCUCUUCUACCCCAACAUGGACAGGGUUUACCCAAUCACCUUCGGCGCCUGAUGGCAAACCCUGAAUACUGAAUACGUACGUUUUUUGGUUAUUGCGACCGCUGAGUUCUUGUUUGCUCGGACGUGUACGCUGGGAGGGGUCCAUGGCCCAUGCCAUGUGUAUAGUAUACGUGCCAGACAGCAGUUGAUGCACGUCUACGUAGUGUGCGUGUGUGCGAGGUGUAAUGAGAUUUGGGCAUUCGACA